Formica exsecta is the source of this 5877-nucleotide messenger RNA. RefSeq lists its product as uncharacterized. Gene Ontology annotation, molecular function: actin filament binding. Gene Ontology annotation, cellular component: postsynaptic density; plasma membrane; cytoskeleton. The transcript has 13 exons. The record is from RefSeq and is a predicted model, not a curated record. NCBI's taxonomy places the organism in Eukaryota, Metazoa, Arthropoda, Insecta, Hymenoptera, Formicidae.
UUGCCGGUACUUGUACGAGGCACGAAAAUGGCAGAUACGAGUCAACAACAAGCAUUAAGCGAACCACACACAAAUGGUGUGGUGGACGGUUUGACGGAAGAUGAAAAAAGCAAGAUGAGACCCGCUGAUAUCGAUGCGGAUAUGAGAGAAAUGGAGAGGAGAAAGAGAGUCGAGAUGAUGAUGAAUUCGCGAAUUUUCCGAGAAGAACUAGAACGUAUAAUCGAGACGCAGAUGAAGGACGGUGCUGGACCUUCCGGUCUUUUGCAACAGAUCUCCGAUAUGAUGGGUGCACAGGGAGCCCGAUUCAACGGCAAUGUGUUCAAAAAUUCAAAUUGCGUCUUACCUAUCAACGACAUUCGCGGUGUGGAAAGCAUGGGAUAUGCCAAGGGCGAAAAGUUGUUACGGUGCAAAUUGGCGGCGGUGUUCAGAUUACUCGAUCUGUACGGAUGGACGCAAGGCGUCGGCGGACAAAUCACCGCUCGUCUUAAUCAAGAUCAGGAACACUUUUUAGUAAAUCCUUACGGUCUACUUUAUCACGAGGUCACCGCCUCGAGUCUGAUAAAGGUGGAUAUGCAAGGCACGAUUGUCGAGCAGGGGACGACGAACUUUGGCGUGCAUGUCACAAGUUUUCAAUUGCACUCGACAAUACACGCCGCGAGACCCGAUAUCAAGUGUAUUAUUCAUAUUACUACUCCGUCCGUUACCGCUGUUUCCUCUUUGAAGUGUGGAUUGUUACCGAUUGGUCAAGAGAGCAUAGUGAUAGGCGAAGUGAGUACCCAUCAAUAUAUAGGAGGUUCUGUCGAACCGGAGGAACGGGAGAAGAUUGCUAGAAACCUUGGGCCGAUCAAUAAGGUUAUGCUUCUAACGAAUCGUGGCGCUCUUUGCUGUGGAGAGACGGUGGAGGAAGCAUUUUUCAACGUUUACAAUACCGUAGUCGCUUGCGAGACUCAACUGAAGCUAAUGCCCGCCGGUGUAGACAAUCUAAACCUUAUCAGCGAGGAAUCGAAGAAAGCUAUAUUCGAAGCUUCGCGAAAAUCACCGAUCCCUCAGCAGAGUUCAGUAGUGGAGUCAUCCGCUCUUGCGGAAAAACUCGAGAAACGCUGGAGAAUCGGCGGCGCUGAAUUUGAAGCUCUUAUGAGAAUGCUCGAUAAUGCUGGAUUCCGUACGGGUUACAUAUAUAGAAAUCCACUCGUAAAAGGAGAACCUCCAAAACCACGGAACGAUGUUGAAGUUCCACCGGCCGUAUCAUCCUUAGGGUAUCUCCUUGAAGAGGAAGAAUUGUAUAAGCAAGGAUUAUGGAAGGGCGGGCGUAAAGGCACUGACAGAUCCCGUUGGUUAAAUUCGCCAAAUGUUUACCAGAAGGUUGAGAUCCUGGAAACUGGAACACCCGAUCCUAAAAAGAUCACCAAGUGGGUGUCUGACGGAUCUCCUACCCAUAGCAGCACACCAGUGAAGAUAGACGGUGCUCUUCAGUUUGUACCGAAGAAUACCAACCCAAAGGAGUUCAAACAAAUACAACAGCAGAUUAAAGAUUAUCGACGAGCAGACAAGAUAUCGGCUGGUCCGCAAUCCCACAUAUUGGAAGGUGUUUCAUGGGAGGAAGCUAAAAAAAUGCAGGACGCGACAAUUAGUGGUACUGGAGAACAAGUAGUUUUAGUAGGAGCCGCUAGUAAGGGUAUUAUACAGCGUGGUUUUCAACACAAUGCAAUGGUCUACAAGACACCCUAUGCCAAAAAUCCCUUUGACGCCGUCACGGAUCAAGAAUUGGAUCAAUACAAGAGAGAGAUCGAACGCAAACAGAAAGGAGAUCCUUACGAUGAGUCACAAUCAGAAUCCGAGGCCUUGUCGUCCUUUAACAUCAGUCGUGCGACGCAUGAAUCCAGCACUGCCAAGAGUCCUAUUCAAUCACCGGUUUCUGUUACUUCGGAAACGGAGGAGGAGAGUAGAGACGAACCCCGAGUAUUGCGAAUAGAAACGAAACAAGUGCCUGUGCCGAGUCAACCCGAAGUCGUGUUAAGUGAUGAUGGACGGGCACCAAUCGAUCAUUUGCCGGAUUUAUGUUUGAGACAUAUUAUUGGGACGUAAUUAAUGUUUGCAGAUUGCGAACUAGGCAGUAAUUGCAGCAGCAUGAGCAACGAACGUGUGUACUGCGGCCGGCGGUUUUCCAAAUCUCUUUACGAUAGCCUUCAUUUGGAGAACGUUAGAACCUCUACAAUUGCCGAACGUAAAAAACCUCUUCUUAUUACACAUUCGAAAAUGUCCGUUAGCAAGCAAAGUAUGAAAUUGCAAUCGAACGCGAUCGUCCGGGACGAGAUUGUCGCAAAGUCUCGCUACGAGGCGAGACGAAAAUUUUUCGAGGAUCUCGGGCGUCAAAAAAACUCGGCAACGGAUUCGAAGACGGGAACGAUGAGUGCGAAUAAUGGAGAGAACGUAUCUAAGCAACAUUCCAUAGUGGACUCUGCGAGUAAAAAAUUACGUAUUCAUCCUGUAAAAAUGUACCACACAUACCUGACAAAUGGGGAUACAAGAGAAGGCAUCGAGAAAAUGAAUGGCGAGACGCAUUCGGACGAUAUUGUGAUGCAUUCUACGAAAUGGGAGAAUAUUGCGCAACCAGAUUUCGUUAAACUAGUCAAUGUGAAGGAUACAGAACCGAGCUCUCGCGACAUCGCGUUCUGUACGAAUGACGAUGAUCAAUUCGAGGAGAUAGUAAAACGUGAGAAUCACGUAAUGACGAUUGAUGAGAAGGAUGCUUCUGUAAAAAGGGAAUCUUUGACAAUUCGAGAAAGAGACAACGAGAAAUCGAGCAAUGAUUGUUUAGAUUUGACGAUUCAGGCAACGAAUGGGGAACAGCAGCAACGUACAUCAAAACCGACAAUAAGAACAAUGACGAAGAUGCAGGACUGUACUAAGACGUUUCAACGCGAUAGUAGCGAUAACGAAGAAAGCUUGCAAUCGCUAAACGAUUUAUCUUCCAACAAUUGCAAUAAACAUUCCACCGAUCAUUACAUAUGCGGCGAGGAUAAAGAAGCAUCGAUGAAUAAAAGAAUAAACAGUCACGCGACGGAAUUAAAGAAACAAAGUAUUUGCACAUGGAUCGAAAAAUCCAUGUGCGAAAGCAAUUGGCCGAAUAGCAAAGCGGAGAUCGACGACACAUACGAAUCGUAUUGCAACGACAUUACAAAAAUUGUCGAGAGCAUCGACGUAAAUAUUUCUUCGUCGAAAACAGAACUGGACGCGUUACCCGACACGGACACUUGCAUCAAGUACAAUCUAGACUCCACGAAUAUGAGUCUCAUUUACAGUCUAACUCCACCAGCGGUUCAAGAGGAAAGCGGCAACGACGAUACCUUGGCGGAACGAUCGUCGGAAUGGCAAUCCGAUACAACGAGAAGCGAUAACGAUGACGCGUUAGACGAUUAUGUAUGGAUAGAGCCAACGACGACCAAAACAGAAUGUAUAAAAUCCACGCAGUGUCUACAAGAUCGUAGAACAAUAUCGAGCAAUAAUAGCAGUUCCGACUCAGUAUCUGAAAGACAUUCGGCGAGCGGUUCCGACAUACUCGAGCUACCAAGUUGCACGGUUCUCGAAUUAGAGGAUAUCGAUGGCGAAGUUUUUCACAAUGGUAUUAACGAGUCUGCUAACGAGAUCAUCGCCGAUCUUAACGCCGCCCCCGAUGAAGAAGCGCCAUCAUCAAAUGACGCUCUGCAAAUUGCGCAACAUAUCCUCGCCGAGAUUAUCGAGUCCGUUUACAUUCUGUUGUUCCUCGAUUCUUCUAUUUACGAUCUCAACGUCGCAAAAGACGUCGUACGCCAAUUUAUCUAUAGCUGUUGUUACGAAUAUUCGCUCACAGAAUUUGCCGAUCGCACGUCCGUAUCUGAUGUCUCGACGGUAAUCAACAACGAUAUCGAUAAUAUUUGUCGAAUGAAAGGUUUCUUAGAAAAUUUAUCGCCACAUUUUGCCGGUUAUAAUAAUCAAACGACGAUACAUGAGAAAGAGGAUCCAAGAUCUUCCGCCGUAAUCGAAUUUUGCACCAUAGCGAAGAGGUCACCGAUCGAGAAACCGAGCACUCUGGCAUUAAACUUUCGUAUUAUCAAAAUCUCGCCGGACGAAUCUACCGAUACAUUGCCUGAUAUCGCUUGUCGGGUAUUUGACGAAAAUUCAAUUGACAACGAUCGCGGUUCUACCGAAACUGAUAGAAUCCUCGAUAAAACGAGGUAUAGCGAGAACGUAACUGUGCCGAAAUCAGAGACGGAAACGUGGCCGUGCGGUCGAUGCUAUUAUUGCCAAGAGAAGGAUGAAGAAUCGAUAAGAGAUAAAUUAAAUUGUCUAACGCCUAUAAGUGAGGAAUUGGACGAAACUCCACACGACACGACAUUCGUUUUAGAAAAUGCCAACGACGAAACGUCGCAUCACCUGGAAACCCGCUCUGUCGACGCUGUCGAAGAGAACAGUACAGUAAAUUCCACGAAGCAAUCUGUUUCUCUCGACGAAACCUACACGAUCUCCGAAGUUAGCUCCAUCAUUAUCUCUGAUAACGAUGAGACAAACGAUGUUCAAGAACUGCCCGAUAUCUUGAACUCGUCUAUAGAUUGUAUGUCUUAUUCGUACGACACUAAUGAAUUUAUACGCUUGGAAAAGGCUAUCGCGGAUAGUUCACCAUUAAACGUGUAGCUGACCCUGUUAGAAAAUCAUAUUUUAUCCUAAUUUUGCGAUUGUCAAAUUACUAAACAAUUGUUUUCCCAAUUUUUUUGGGGAAAAAGAAUUUCAACGAUUGAUUUAUCAAUAUGCACAACCGCUGCAACAGUAUUUUAGCUUGAGUGCCGGUUACUCUAAUUACAUUAAUCGAUGAACUAAAUUUCUUGCUUUUUUUAUAGCGUUAAUCAGAUCUGAAGAGCAUCUCUUAUAAUAUUGAAUAGUUUGUACAGUCAAUUUUUCACUUUGUACGCGCGUUUAUUUAGCUUAUCAACAUGUCAAGUUUUCAUACAUUUUAAGCUGAUAAACGAAAAGAUUUAUUCUAUCGUAAAAGCGGCACGAGUAAACGCGCAAACGUUAGAUGUUAAGAAGAAAAGAAGACAUUUUAAUAUUUCUUAAUGCUUCUUAUUCAUUAUUUCUUGUUCUACAAUUUUCUUUUCCUUUGUAGUUUUUCAAAUUCUAUGAAUCUCUUUAUGUAUGAACAAAACGCAUUUUUUGCGCAAUCAACUUUAAACAUAUCUGAAUAGGAAAAGGAAAUGUUGACAAUUUCUACAUAUGAAUUAGUAUUAACAUUUAUAAGAGUACUAGUAUCGUUUAUGUAUAUAACAUUUCCUGAGAUUUUAGUUUUUUUUUCUUUUCUUUUUCUCUUUUAGUCAAGUUGUGACUUAAAGACAAAGAGUUUCAUUAUUUAAUGUAUUUGUUUUAAUAUUCUGAUUUAUUUUCUCGAUAUUUUUUUGCCUAAUGAGUUUAAUCGACAUUACAUUGUUACAUAUUUACUCGUCGCUUUCUACUAACGAUAUUGUAUUUAAGUUAACUUAAAUUGCGAAUGCUUGUAUGAUUUAUACAAUAUCGUAACAAUUUUGAAGCACGUUUAAUGAUAUAAAAGUUUGCAUAUAACACUUUUUAUAAUUUUUUCUAUAUACCCAUCUUUAUAUAUACAUUUGGAUCUGUGUGUGUGUAUUAAUCCUCACCAUUAACACCUGCUACUAUUUCGGUGGUAUACACGCAUCCUGCAAGCUACGAAUGAUCGAUGCUAUUUGCUUGGACACAUUGAUUUUUUAUAACGAAUCCAAGAACGAAUACGUUUGGCAACAAAUCGUCAUUUCUCAAAAGGAGAGAAUACCGUAAAUGGCGAUCACUCGGACGCUCAUCACAGUACUUUCUCGCAAAGUAGCAAGGAGGUUU